GCCGCGUUCAGGAAGUCCCGCCCUCGAAGGCGGACGCGACGCCUGCGCCGUCGGGGUCUCUGCUGGUUGGGGGCCCUCCCGUCCCUUUCCCCCUGCCCCACCCCCGCCGAUGGGCCGGCCCGGCUCUCCCUGCCGAGGAAUGGGCCGGCCCGGCGGCGCGCGGGCAGCAGCGGCCCAAGAUGGCGGAGCUGCAGCUGGACCCGGCGGUUGCGGGGCUGGGAGGGGGUGGCGGGAGUGCGGUGGGCGACGGAGGAGGCUCGGGCCGCGGACCCCCCAGCCCUCGUCCAGCCGGCCCCACGCCCCGCGGACACGGCCGCCAGCCCGCCGCCGGCGCGCAGCCGCUGGAGCCGGGGCCCGGACCUCCGGAGCGGGCGGGGGGCGGCGGGGCGGCCCGCUGGGUCCGGCUGAACGUGGGCGGCACCUACUUCGUGACCACCAGACAGACCCUAGGCCGGGAGCCCAAGUCCUUCCUCUGCCGCCUGUGCUGCCAGGAGGACCCGGAGCUGGACUCGGACAAGGACGAGACCGGAGCAUAUUUGAUCGACAGAGAUCCCACCUACUUUGGUCCUAUCCUAAACUACCUCCGACAUGGAAAACUCAUCAUUACCAAGGAGUUGGCAGAAGAAGGUGUGCUGGAAGAAGCAGAGUUUUACAAUAUCGCAUCUCUCGUACGGCUGGUUAAGGAAAGGAUACGUGACAAUGAGAACAGAACUUCACAAGGCCCCGUGAAGCACGUGUACAGGGUGCUGCAGUGUCAAGAGGAGGAGCUCACUCAGAUGGUCUCCACCAUGUCGGACGGCUGGAAAUUCGAACAGCUAAUCAGCAUUGGCUCCUCCUAUAACUAUGGGAAUGAAGACCAGGCAGAAUUCCUCUGUGUUGUCUCCAGAGAACUAAAUAAUUCUACCAACGGCAUCGUCAUAGAGCCGAGCGAAAAGGCCAAGAUUCUUCAGGAGAGAGGCUCUCGGAUGUAGGCAGAAUCUGAAGUUCAGAAACCCUGAAGGCAAGAGAGCGCUGGGCCAAGCAGCUGCGAGGAGACCCUGCACUGUACAGUAACUGAGCUACUGAGAAGCAGAGCUGCGUCUGGUCCCGGAGAAGUGUCGCCAAAACCAGAGGAGCCCCGCCCGCCUGGGAAGACAGUGCGCCUCUUGACACUCGGCCCCUUUUCAGAAACCUGCUUUUGUUUUCUAGCCAGUGUUAUGGCAGACCUU
Messenger RNA from Psammomys obesus (fat sand rat), 1208 nucleotides. It is a transcript of the gene Kctd2, whose product is annotated as potassium channel tetramerization domain containing 2. NCBI's taxonomy places the organism in Eukaryota, Metazoa, Chordata, Mammalia, Rodentia, Muridae. The transcript is spliced from 6 exons. Gene Ontology annotation, biological process: proteasome-mediated ubiquitin-dependent protein catabolic process; protein homooligomerization. The record is from RefSeq and is a predicted model, not a curated record. Gene Ontology annotation, cellular component: cytoplasm; Cul3-RING ubiquitin ligase complex. Gene Ontology annotation, molecular function: cullin family protein binding. Bases 180 to 971 code for a protein of 263 amino acids.